Molecule: messenger RNA, 2061 nt
Organism: Aquila chrysaetos chrysaetos
Lineage: Eukaryota; Metazoa; Chordata; Aves; Accipitriformes; Accipitridae
Gene: HPSE
Product: heparanase
Exons: 12
Coding region: 1-1596 (531 amino acids)
Cellular component (GO): membrane; extracellular matrix
Molecular function (GO): hydrolase activity, acting on glycosyl bonds
Source: RefSeq, a predicted model, not a curated record
AUGCCGCUGCUGCUGCUGCUGCUGCUGCUACUGCCGCCGCCGCUGCUGCCUCUGGCGGAGGGGCGGCGGGCGGCGAUGCUGCGGAUGGGCCUGCGGGGCAGCCCCCGCGGGGAGGUGAGCCCGGCUUUCCUCUCCCUCACCCUGGACGCCAGCCUGGCCCGGGACCCGCGCUACGUCGCCUUGCUCAGCAAUCCCAAACUGCAUGCCCUGGCGACGGCCCUGUCCCCAGGCUUCCUGAGGUUCGGCGGCACCGAGACAGAUUUUCUCAUCUUUGAUCCCAACAAGGAUUCAACUUUGGAAGAAAAAAUUCUGUGGGAACUUCAGGCCCAGCAAGAGGCUUGUGGCUCAAGGCCUGCAUUUGCUGCUGUUGAGAAGCUGCUGCUGGCCCAGUGGCCCAGCCAGGAGAAGCUGAUUCUUGCAGAGCAUAACUGGAAAAAGCACAAAAACACCACUAUUACAAGAAAUACGCUGGAUAUUCUCUACAGCUUUGCAAAAUGCUCAGGGUUUCACCUGAUCUUUGGGCUCAAUGCCUUGCUGCGGAAAGAUGGCUUGCAGUGGGACAGCUCGAAUGCCCGGGCACUGCUGGACUACUGCGCCUCGCAGAGGUACAACAUCUCCUGGGAGCUCGGGAAUGAGCCCAACAGCUUCAGGAAGAAAUCUGGCAUCUACAUUGACGGCUUCCAGCUGGGGCAAGAUUUUAUUCACUUACGCCAGCUUCUGAAUAACUAUACACUCUACCGGAAUGCAAAGCUCUAUGGUCCCGAUGUCGGGCAGCCCCGAAAGCACACGCAGAGACUGCUGAGAAGCUUCCUGAAAUCGGGAGGGAAGGUGAUUGACUCUGUCACGUGGCACCAUUACUAUGUGAAUGGACGAAGUGCAACAAGGGAGGAUUUCUUGAGCCCUGAAGUGCUGGAUACCUUUGCCACAGCUGUACGCGAAGUCCUGGAGAUUGUUGGUGGGACUGUGCCCAACAAGAAGGUCUGGCUAGGAGAGACGAGCUCUGCCUAUGGAGGGGGAGCUCCCAGGCUGUCCAACACUUAUGUUGCUGGCUUUAUGUGGUUGGACAAACUCGGGCUUUCAGCCAGGCAGGGUAUUGACGUGGUGAUGAGACAGGUUUUCUUCGGGGCAGGGACCUAUCACCUGGUGGAUGCCAACUUUGAGCCUUUGCCGGACUACUGGCUCUCGCUGCUCUAUAAGAAGCUGGUGGGUACCAAGGUGCUGCAGGUCAGCCUGGCAGGAGCCGAUGAGAGGAAGCUCCGUGUCUACCUCCACUGCACAAACACCCUCCACCCAAAGUACAGAGAAGGGGACGUGACGCUGUUUGCCUUAAACCUCUACAACAUUACCCAACAUUUGCAGCUACCAAAUUACUUAUUGAGUAAGCAUGUGGAUCAGUACCUCUUACUGCCUCAUGGGAAAGAGAAUAUACUUUCCAGGUCUAUUGAGCUGAAUGGCCAUGUGCUACGGAUGGUGGAUGACAAAAUGCUGCCAGAGCUUACCGAAAAACCCCUUGGUCCUGGCAGUGUACUCGGCCUUCCAGCCUUCUCUUACAGCUUUUAUGUUAUCAAAAAUGCCAAAGCUAUUGCUUGCAUUUAAAUGGUUAAUACACGAGCACAGGAUAAAUGUAAAGCACUUGGCUAGUAGGAAAUUCAAUGCUAGAAAUUCAUGUUUCUCCCACAAGUUUUAAUUCUGGCAAGGGAUGCAAAUGUGGCGGCACUGGUACAACCUGUGGGCUGGGAAAGACAUGAGAUCCUGCUGGGUAAUUUGUAGAGGACAGAUGCUCAUUAAGCUCCUGGGAGAAUUAUCCAGGUAGGGCAAACCCAGGCAGGGGCUGGUUUUGCUCUCGGUCCAGCCUGGGUUGCUGCGCUCGAGCACAGGGCAGCUCUGUGCGUGGCAUAGAGAAACGCAUCAGCUUCUCAUGCUGCACUUGUGGUUCUGCCAGCUGGGAGCUGCAAACUCCUCUCUCCCUCUCAUUUCUGCAAGCAUAGCUCUUAAAGCAGUUCCUUGAAAAGCUUGCCUUCAGAGAGGAUGAGCAGGGCGUUUUAUUUUAGCCGUACAGCU